CCAUAAAAAGGCCAUGUUCAGUUCAAGCACGAAGACUGUGAAGCCCAAUGGCGAAAAGCCGGAUGAAUUCGAGCCUGGUAUUUCUCAGGCUCUUCUUGAGCUAGAGAUGAACUCGGACCUAAAGGCUCAGUUACGAGAGCUGAACAUAACUGCAGCUAAGGAAAUUGAAGUUGGUGGUGGUCGGAAAGCUAUUAUAAUCUUUGUUCCUGUUCCUCAACUCAAGUCUUUCCAGAAAAUCCAAGUCCGACUAUUAAGCGAACUGGAGAAAAAGUUCAGUGGAAAGCACGUGGUCUUUAUUGCUCAGAGGCGAAUUCUGCCUAAACCAACUCGGAAAAGCCGGACAAAAAAUAAGCAAAAGCGUCCCAGGAGCCGUACUCUGACUGCUGUGCAUGAUGUAAUCCUUGAAGAUUUGGUCUUCCCAAGUGAAAUUGUGGGCAAGAGAAUCCGAGUAAAGCUGGAUGGCAGCCGGCUUAUAAAGGUUCAUUUGGACAAAGCACAGCAGAACAAUGUAGAACACAAGGUUGAAACGUUUUCUGGUGUGUAUAAGAAGCUCACGGGCAAGGAUGUUAAUUUUGAAUUCCCAGAGUUUCAGUUGUAAACAAAAAUGAUUAAAUA
This is a messenger RNA of Chrysochloris asiatica (Cape golden mole), 615 nucleotides long. Its product is annotated as 40S ribosomal protein S7-like. The record is from RefSeq and is a predicted model, not a curated record. The transcript is spliced from 2 exons. NCBI's taxonomy places the organism in Eukaryota, Metazoa, Chordata, Mammalia, Afrosoricida, Chrysochloridae. The coding region runs from base 14 to 598 and encodes 194 amino acids. Gene Ontology annotation, cellular component: 90S preribosome; ribosome; cytosolic small ribosomal subunit. Gene Ontology annotation, biological process: translation; rRNA processing; ribosomal small subunit biogenesis. Gene Ontology annotation, molecular function: structural constituent of ribosome.